Molecule: messenger RNA, 740 nt
Organism: Suillus clintonianus
Lineage: Eukaryota; Fungi; Basidiomycota; Agaricomycetes; Boletales; Suillaceae
Exons: 3
Coding region: 293-697 (134 amino acids)
Source: RefSeq, a predicted model, not a curated record
ACAAAACACUCUUCUGGAGAUAUUAUUGAUUUUCUCUCUAUAGGCAUGAUAGAAACUGUAAAUAUGAACUCUCCCUCAGUGCUUGACACUCCUCAAAUGCAGAGGCCAUUAACACUCUGUGGAUACCCAGACAUGCUGUCUCUCAGACGAGACAAGUCUCCUUUACCACCUACCAUUACCUUAAGCCUCACCACACUCAGCAUACUAAUGAACUCUGUGUUUGAGGUAGAGUACCUUCUCCUGGCAAAGAGAUAAGAGGAUUGUGAAAAAGUCCUUGGAAUCUGCCCUCUUUAUGGAGCAUUGUUUCAACUACUGCCUCAACUCUGCUAGAGGGUUGGUGAAGCACAUCCACUGCAGUCUACAUGUGGACUGCAAGAACAUUGUCAUUGAUAUUUGUGAUAUCUUUGUAUAUAGUAGGCAGUUGGUAUUCCUAUUUCUUUUCAGUAAUGAAGCCAAGCAAGGCAAUUUCAACAGCAAAGAGAAGUCUUGGCUUGUUGUAUGGGGGGCAGGCUUAAUGUUGGAGGUGUCAGCAGGUAUCCUUUGUCAUGUACCCUUCCUCCCUUCUCUCCCACUUCAAUAUGGACAUGUACGAAAACUCUUCUUCAUUGAAAGGGGGUUAUGUCAAGUGACACUAUCCUGCUCAAUAAGUGACUAUGUGUACAGCACAUCAUUCAUUCACCCUAUCUACCCACUCUGAGGAAGAUAAUGUGUACACUGUCAAUUCCCUGACAGAGCUAGAC